AUGUCUAGCAGCAUUCAGUUCGCAGAGCCGCCCAUCUCCAAGAAACAGGUGCCGGAGCGCAUUGGGAGGGAACGGGCCAACACUGCGGAAAACGAAAAGGGGUCGGCACCCCGAACACUCUCCCCCGGCAGCGAAAUCGUCUAUCCGGUGGGAUGGAGACUGAGGCUCAAUAUCAUAGGGCUCUUGAUUGGGUUCUUCCUCUCCAAUUUGGAUGUCACCAUCGUGAGCUCAUCUUUGACGAGUAUCACGGAUAGUCUGGAGGGCUUCGAGAAGAGGAGUUGGAUCAUUACUGGUUAUUUGGCCACCUACACAGGGUCUAUGGCAAUAUGGGCUAAGGGUAGUGAUAUAAUUGGGAGAAAACACGCGACGAUCGCGUCUCUUGUGAUUCUGUUGGCAUUCUCCAUUGGAUGCGGGCUCGCCCAGACAGUUGACCAACUGAUCAUAUUCCGAGCGUUGCAGGGAAUAGGCGGCGCCGGUGUUUACGCACUGGCGAUACUAUGCAUCUACGAAAUAGCCCCCAAAGCAAAGCUUCCAUUCUACAGUGGAUUGAUGUCAUUUUGUCUUGCUCUUGCAUCUUUGAUCGGUCCGAUCAUUGGGGGCGCGCUUGCACAAAACUCACAAUGGAGAUGGGUUUUCCUCAUCAAUGCUCCGUUAUGCGCAGUCGCAAUCAUCAUUAUCAUGGCUGCGAUGCCCACGAACUUCGGUCUCGAUCAACACAUGCCGUCGCUCAGAACACGAGCAUCGUAUCGCUCUUUUGUCAAUCUGGAUCUUGUGGGGUCAUUCCUCAUGCUCACAGGCUCCUUUUUGAUUGUCGCCGUCUUGAAUGAAGUAAAUCUGGCGUUCGCAUGGUCUUCCAGAAGUGCGGUUGCUCUCCUGGUGCUUACUGGUAUCUCAUGGAUUGCCUUUUUCUGUUGGGAAUGGCAUCUCUCAGAUUUCCCGAAACAGGACCCCAUAUUCCCUAAGCGCUGGCUUUUUGAUCGGGCUUGGAUGGGUAUCUUGAUCUCCUCGUUUGUUGCUGGGGUAGUAUACAACGUGGUUUUGGUAUAUGUUCCACAACAGGCGCAGCUGCUAUUGGAUAAGUCGCCCCUCGAUGCUGGCAUCUAUCUGAUCGGGUACUCGGCCGUUGCAGCCAUCGCAGCAGGCCUCGUCAAUAUCGCCAGCUCUCAUGGCCGUGUUCCAUUUGUUUAUUCCCUACUUGUCGGAUGUACGGUACAUACAGUGGGAGUCGGACUCCUUUCCACAAUCGCCACUUCAAAGGGGUUCCAUGCGACAGAUAUCGUGUACGAAGCUAUUGCAGGAGCAGGACUGGGAAUCACAAUGGGCAUUCUGGUGUUGGCACCGCCAUACAUUGUCGAAGACCGAGAUCUCACAAUCGCCACUGGAUUUGUUGUUCAAGUUCGGCUCCUCGGAGGCGCCAUCGGCCUGGCUAUUGCAUCCAACAUUCUGAACGGCCGUCUCGCACACCAUCUGCGGGGCAUCCUGACACCGCAUGAAUUGCACCUAUUUCUCGAAAAUGUGGAGUCGAUAAAGGCAGUAUCUUCUCAUCUUCAGGAUGAAGUCAAAGACGUUUUUGCCGCCAGCUACAGCACACAGCUGAGGGUAAUGAUCGGGUUUGCAGCCGCGCAGCUACCAGCAGUACUUCUUCUUAUCAAGUCUGGGCGUCAACUUGCGGCGAGGAAAACACGAACGAACAGUAAUCUUGGGCAAUAA
Molecule: messenger RNA, 1710 nt
Organism: Penicillium argentinense
Lineage: Eukaryota; Fungi; Ascomycota; Eurotiomycetes; Eurotiales; Aspergillaceae
Exons: 7
Coding region: 1-1710 (569 amino acids)
Biological process (GO): transmembrane transport
Molecular function (GO): transmembrane transporter activity
Source: RefSeq, a predicted model, not a curated record